AUGGAGAGAGAACAACAAAUUGCAGUUAAUUUGUUUAUCAACAAUAAUCGUCUUAUUCACCAACUCCAUCAAGAAAAUAAUCAUGUAAGUCACCGCGGUUCUAUUGUCGGUCAUGCAGUUAUUCUUCGUGAUAGAUAAAAUGCUGAUCGCAAUUUGUACAAUGGUUAUUUUUUUUGA
Brassica oleracea var. oleracea is the source of this 177-nucleotide messenger RNA. RefSeq lists its product as uncharacterized. NCBI's taxonomy places the organism in Eukaryota, Viridiplantae, Streptophyta, Magnoliopsida, Brassicales, Brassicaceae. The record is from RefSeq and is a predicted model, not a curated record. The transcript has a single exon.